AUGGUGUCCCUGGACAACGAGGAGGUCACUGAACGGCUUGGCGAGAUGGAUACUAACGGAGAUAAACUGGUGUCCUGGGAUGAGUACAUGGCAGACUCAUUUCCUGAUCAAGAUGUCAAGAAUCUCGACCCUGAUGACAGGAAACUAAUGGAGGAAGACAAGUUAUAUUUCAAAGCCGCUGAUCUCGAUGGAGACGGCAUGUUGAACAAGGAUGAAUUAAGUGCCUUCUUGAAUCCGGAAAAUUAUAAACAUAUGCACAAAGUUUUAGUUGAGGUUACAAUGAAAGAGAAGGACGCGAACAAGGAUGGAGCGAUUGACUUGAAAGAGUUCCUAGGUGAAAUGGCUGACAAUGAGCACAGUGAUUGGCAUACGGUAGAGAAGGACAGGUUCCUGGCUGAGUACGACUCUGAUGGUGACGGUGUGCUGCGUGGCGAUGAAGUGCGUCGUUGGUUAGUUCCAGACAUGAAGGCGGUCGCACAGCAGGAAGCGACUCAUCUUGUCAACGGUGCCGAUAAAGACAAGGAUGGAAAACUGUCCAUGGCAGAGAUUGUUGAUGCUUAUGAGCUGUUCGUUGGCUCAGAAGUGACCAACUACGGUGAAGAUCUGCACAAAGUUCCGCACACAGAGCUCUGA
Ostertagia ostertagi is the source of this 633-nucleotide messenger RNA. Lineage: Eukaryota; Metazoa; Nematoda; Chromadorea; Rhabditida; Trichostrongylidae. The record is from the annotation of a GenBank genome assembly.